GACUAGUACUAGAUGCGAGGAAGGUCCACAGAAACACUGUAUACCAUCCCUUGUUUUCAUGCAGCAGUCUAUGCUAGCUAACAAUGAUGCCUGACAGUAUGCCUUGUAUGGAAGGAAGCAGAGGAAACAUGGCGCUCAGUGGAGGUGAUGCAUGUGUUCAACAGCAACAGGUCGCAAAUGCAAGUCGGAAACUCCAGUCCAGCUUACAAGAUGCAGCGAAUGUGUGUUCAGUAGGAGGCGACACACCAGUACUAGCACCAGAUUUGGAUCAUACAGACGGUGAUCAUUCAAUGACGCAUGUUACGCUGUCAUUGUCAUCUUCUGGAAUAUCAACUGUCCAAACCUACCCACGGUAUUCGACUGCUUCAACCACUCUUGCAAUGUCAGGACCUGUAGUACUAGCAGCACGUUCUGCUCAAGCAAUGGCCGAUUGUGACACAUCCGCUCUGGAGCAAAGCGGAAGCAACAGGGGGAUUGGCAAGUACCAGAGAAGCGCAAUGCACCUGGCUGAACCACGGCAAGUUGAGGACUUUCUGGACCAUUUGGAGAAACCUGCUCACGGUGGCUUCCAGUUUGAUGGUCUUCAAGGUGAUUUGUUGUCAGGCUCAGACAACUGGAUUUCAGGAUUCGAAUCAACCACCGAGUCAUUUCAUUCUCCACCUUUGGCCUCGUCCUAUGGACCACCGCAACUAACAGUCAGUAACACCCUGCUGCCGGGAACUAGCUACAAGUACUCGCAAUCCCCAUCAACCCACUCAAUAGGACUCAUCUCUCAGUAUCCUAUGCCCCCAAUGUUCCCGGAUUCUGCACUAUCCUCAAGAAGGCUGGGAGUCACUGAUCAUGGGUCGUCAAUAGACGCCAGUAAUACUGCGUUUUGGCGACAACACUCUUCAACUGAACAUCAAAAAUCCCCGGGUUGCCCAGGCCGAAGUCACGAUGAGACUCCAAGUCACACUCAUCAACCAAUGGGUGUGCAUCAAUUCCAAUCUGCUUCUCAUCAUCAGGCGAGAUUCAGCCCUAGGCAAAUUCAAGGGGCAGAUGGUAUCUCAUCAGCUAUGCUCCCAGGAACGAGCGCAUCGGCUAGAUCAGUAGCAGCUGCAACACCUCCCUCAAUACGUACGAGUGAAUUUAGGCAUCUAGCUGGUGCAGAUAGUGGAUCUUUUGGGUCUAGCUGCAUGACACAGGAAAACCUUGAUCGAGCUGAGGUUUGUCAGCUGACAUUGCCUACUCCAUCGCAGUCGCUCCCUUUGCCUGACGAACCGCACCCAAACACAGAACAUGCAAGUAUGUCCCCACUGCAAGCCUCCAGUCAAGGUAUUGGUGACCAGAGUCCAGUAUCAGCGGGACAAGCUCCAUCUCAGAGCGCCUGUAGCCGUGACGAUCAGACUGCAAUCAACCAAUAUGAUAUCUACACAAGCUCAGGACAAAUUCAACUCUGGCAAUUCCUUCUGGAACUAUUGUCAGACUCACGAGAACGUAACAUUAUCGAGUGGACGUAUGAGAAUCCAUGGGAGUUCAAGAUUAGGUCGCCGGCUGAAGUGGCAAAGAGGUGGGGGAAGAGGAAGAGCAAGCCUGGAAUGAACUAUGAAAAGUUGGCCAGGGGACUCCGCUAUUACUACAUGAAGAAAAUCUUGCAGAAAGUCGCCGGUCGCAAAUACACAUACAAGUAUGUAUGUCAAGUGGACGGAUACCUGCGUAUUUCCUGGGAUGAGAUAAGGCAGCACCCCUACCAAAGACGAUUCCGCUUCACUCCCAGCGUUCUGACGAGCUCACAAGACGCAGUAGCAGAGGGCAGUGACAGUGAUAAAUCUUUACCUGCCUCACCAUCGUGGAUGAACGAGGCUUCAAUAAGGUGUCAACCAGUCAUACCAACCACUGCUACCUCCUGUACGUUUCCACAGUCAACCGGUCAGUAUGAUGAUGGUGCUCGAUUACUCACUCAACCAGAGCCUAUCCCGCACAGGCCAAGAAACCUACACGCCACUCCUCAAGAUUACUUUCCAACGCAAACAAGCCUGCCUUUUCCCAGCUCAUUUGAGGACACGCAUGUUCAAACGGAGACUACAUGUACGUACAGCAGUCUUCCUAGCAAUGGUCUCAUACAGAAGUUUCUGAGUCAGUGACCGUUCAGACCAUCGAUAUCGUUGCAGCAUGAGGGGCACUGCAUCUCGCGACUCUCCAAAAGAUCCUCAACUUGUCGGCUGUGUAGUGAUAAUAUUUGUUGGCCUUUGCAGGUGGUGCCUGUAUUGGUUUGACCUUCUCAUUCCUGCAUUCACGUUUUAAUUCGUUUGUAACAUUUACUAAUGAGAACGGCGUAACUCCUCUGCGGCCUCGUCAUGAUUGUAUCUAGUUAGUUCCAGCACACAACCACACGCAGUCCUUGGAUUCACAAAACAAAACUCAGUCCCUCCAACUCUUUCCAAAUCUUUCCAAACAUCAGAUCUAUUUUUUCUGUAAAUCAAGAUAUAUUAUUUUAAAAUACACAAAAAUACCUCAGUUUCUCCAAAUCUCUCCAAACAUUCCAUCUAUUUUUCUGUCUAUCAAGUUCAAGAUCGAUGGGAACAUUUUAUUGCAGGUUCGAACACAUGUGCUUAUGCCAUGAUAUACCAUCACAGUUGUCCGUACACAGACAUAACUGCACUACAAACAUGAUGCCCCCAUAGACAUACAUGUACAUAUCCAUGCAGCAUGUGUAGAGGAUUCCGAGGGGAAGCUAUGAAUCGCAAUUUCCAUUCAUUGUUGCUUCAAGUACUUGAAAUACAACUGCAGCAUUUACGAUUAUCAUUCUAUUUAUUUUUUCUAAGUAUCCAAUCCCUAAGACUGAUUGACAGCAUUCCUAUAUAUAUCUACCAGAUUAAUAGCCUAAAAGAGUACAACAAACCUUGAAUACAACUUGAUUUUGUUUCUCUGUGGCUUGUGAAUAACCCAA
Sycon ciliatum is the source of this 2929-nucleotide messenger RNA. Its product is annotated as retroviral integration site protein Fli-1 homolog. Gene Ontology annotation, molecular function: sequence-specific DNA binding; DNA-binding transcription factor activity, RNA polymerase II-specific. NCBI's taxonomy places the organism in Eukaryota, Metazoa, Porifera, Calcarea, Leucosolenida, Sycettidae. The transcript is spliced from 3 exons. The coding region runs from base 84 to 2123 and encodes 679 amino acids. The record is from RefSeq and is a predicted model, not a curated record. Gene Ontology annotation, biological process: cell differentiation; regulation of transcription by RNA polymerase II. Gene Ontology annotation, cellular component: nucleus.